Messenger RNA from Phialemonium atrogriseum, 1496 nucleotides. Its product is annotated as mitochondrial carrier domain-containing protein. Lineage: Eukaryota; Fungi; Ascomycota; Sordariomycetes; Cephalothecales; Cephalothecaceae. Gene Ontology annotation, cellular component: mitochondrial inner membrane. The coding region runs from base 204 to 1136 and encodes 310 amino acids. Gene Ontology annotation, molecular function: S-adenosyl-L-methionine transmembrane transporter activity. The record is from RefSeq and is a predicted model, not a curated record. The transcript has a single exon.
AUCGAAAUUUCGAUGAGAAGCCGACAACCAACCUGACAAAUUUCACUCAACAGUCAUGGAAACCCAAUUACCACCACGAGACAGGCCUUAACUAGCCAAUCUCCAAUGUGGCCUCGAUCUCAAUUUCCUCCGCCCACCUCCAAACCCUCCUGAUAGACCAAACCAAACCCAACCGACCAACCAACCAACCAAAAAAAAGAGUCAUGAGCACCCCAAACCCCCCCUUCCAAACCGCCCUCCUAGCCGGCGCCCUCGCCGGCACCACCGUAGACCUCUCCCUCUUCCCGCUCGACACCCUCAAAACGCGCCUCCAGUCCUCGGCCGGCUUCUUCGCCUCGGGCGGCUUCCGCGGCAUCUACCGGGGCAUCGGCUCCGCCCUCGUCGGCUCCGCCCCGGGCGCCGCCUUCUUCUUCUGCACCUACGAGGCCUCCAAGUCCGCCCUCUCCGCCCGCCGCCGCCGCCGCGACCCUUCCGACUCCUCCUCCUCAACAGCCCUAGACCACAUGCUCGCCGCCUCCCUUGGCGAGAUAGCAGCCUGCUCCGUCCGCGUCCCCACAGAGGUAAUCAAGCAGCGCGCCCAAGCCGGCCGCCACGGCGGCAGCAGCCUAUCCUCUCUGCUCGCCAUCCUCUCCCAGCGCAGCGCCAUCGGGCUUCCGGGCGUGUGGCGCGAGCUCUACCGCGGCUGGGGCAUCACGGUCCUGCGCGAGGUGCCCUUCACCGUCAUCCAGUUCCCCCUCUGGGAGGCCCUCCGGGCCUGGGGCAGGGAGCGGAGGCAGAGGACCGGGGCGGGGCUCUUCGGGGACGUCGUCGUCGUCGGCGUCGCCGCGUCCCACCACCACCACCACCACUCGGCCGCCGAGGUCAGCGCCGCAGAGUCGGGCCUCUACGGGAGCCUGUCCGGCGCCGUCGCCGCGGCCAUCACCACGCCGCUCGACGUUCUGAAGACGAGGGUCAUGCUCUCGGCGCAGCGCGAGAGCGUCCUGAGCGUCGUGCGCGCCAUAUUGCGCGACCACGGUGUCCGGCCCUUCUUUGCGGGCAUCGGGCCGCGGGUCAUGUGGAUCAGCGCCGGGGGGGCCAUCUUCCUCGGAAGUUAUCAAUGGGCCGUAAAUACCUUGGAGCGACGACCAAGGUUAUAGCGCCGCACGAUGGAGCCAUAAGAAUAGAUCCAUGGGCAUCAUGACCGACUUGGGAAGAGGAGAAUCGCGCGGAGGCUCGGGAUGGGGCAAACCGCAGAGCACGUCCGAACCAUCUACGAACUUGUAUCAUACGAAACCUCAUCCACAUUACCCCGAGCCAGUUCAGCUCGGACACGUUUUUCUAUGUACAGGAUUAUUGGAAGAGACAUUAGAUACCCUAUAGACGGACAUAUGCAUGGUUGGCUAACCACUACCAGAUCCUAGUCCUAUUCCCUCGUGUGAGGAGGAGGCAUUUGUGGGCUGCCCUGGUUGUGCAGCGACUUGGCCGGGUUCGGCCUGCUCAGCAGGGGCGGGGGCAGG